AUGGCUCAUCCCUUUGUUACGGACUCUAACAUCUUACACCGUACCUUUUCCGGACGUCCAGAGAGAGUGGUCUCGGCCUCCGGGGUAACCCUCUUCCUCGACUCGGGACGCGAGGUUCUCGAUGCCUCCGCCGGCCCGGCGGUUUCCUGUCUGGGCCACGGGCGCGACGAAGUCGCCGAAGCGAUCUCUAAGCAAAUACGCCAGCUAGCCUACCUCUACUCCGGUGCCCAGUUCACCUGCGACGCAACCGAGAAACUGGCCUCUCUUCUCCUCGAAAGCCGGCCAGGCGGCCUGUCGAAAGCCAUCUUCGUCAACUCUGGCAGCGAGGCAACCGAUGCCGCCAUCAAACUCGCCACGCAGUACUGGCACGAAAGGGGCCUGCCCCAAAAGACACACUUCAUUGCGCGGAAACAGAGCUACCACGGAAACACCAUCGGUGCUCUCUGCGUCUCUGGGCACUCGUCACGCAGGGCAUUGUACGGGGACUGGCUUUCGAACAAUGUUAGCUUCGUGGACCCGUGCUACGCCUAUCGUCUCAAGGGCGAUGGGGAGACCGAUGAAGAGUACGUGCUCCGUCUCGCAGAUCAGCUCGAAAACCAGGUCCUUCGCGUCGGCCCCGAGAACGUAGCUGCGUUCAUCGCGGAGACCGUUAGCGGGACUACGCUUGGUUGUUUGCCCGCAGUGCCGGGCUACUUCAAGGCUGUACGGGAGAUCUGUGACAAGUACGAUAUACUGCUCAUCUUAGACGAGAUCAUGUGCGGUAUGGGUAAGACAGGCACGAUGCAUGCUUGGGAGCAAGAGAGAAUCUCAGGCCCAGACAUCCAGACUGUUGGUAAAGCCCUCGGCGGAGGAUUCAUUCCCCUGUCGGGCGUCUUUCUCCGUGACAAGGUCUUCGAAGCUCUGGCUUCAGGCUCAGGCGGAUUGGCCCACGGCCACACCUUCCAGGCACAUCCUGUAGCAUGUGCUUCAGCGAUCGAAGUUCAACGAAUCAUACGGGACGAGAAUCUGCUUCAAAAUGUGGCCGACAUGGGAGCUGUAUUGGAGAGACUUCUGAACGCCGAGCUUGGUCCACUUCGACCAGUGGCGGAUAUCCGGGGACGCGGUCUGUUCUGGGCCGUCGAGUUCAUGAAGGACAAGGAAAAGAAGAUACCCUUCUCUCCAGAGGCCCAGUUCUGCAAGCGGGUGGUCGACCGGGCGUUGGCGCUGGGGCUAAACAUUCUGGGGAACUUGGGGACGACUGGGGAGGUUCACGUGGAGCAUGUAAUCAUGUCGCCGCCGUAUGUUGUGACUGAGGAGCCCGCCAAUUUGGUCGCCAGCAGGCGAUCCAUGCUGCGCUAUUACACGGUUACUCUGGCAUUUCUUCUCACGACGAAUCUAGAGAACAACUGCUUCCUAUCAGUUCUCAUGCCGAUGGCCUUCGAGUGCCAACCUCUCAUGUACGCCCUCGCAGCGUCGGCAUCUUCGCACUUGGCAUUACGGUCUCACGAUUUCAAAGACGUAGCCCUGCAACACCGGGGCCUGGCCUUGAACAAGCUCAACGCGGCGAUGCGGGACUCCGAGCUAUCGCCGGAAAUGUGUCUCGCCGUGACCAUGGUCCUGUGCUCGAUGGAGUCGAUAUCGGACCCGACAGACAUCUGGUAUCAUCAUCUCGCGGGUGCCGCAGCCGCCCUGAAAGCCGAACCGUGUAGCCAGACCCUAGACCCCGGGACGGAGGCCACGUGUCUGUCGUCUCCCGAGGGCAAGUGGCUUCUUCGGAACUUUGCCUAUCAUGACGUGCUAAUGAGCGUCUCCAUGGACUGUCGACCGUUUCUGCUCGGAGAUUAUUGGAUGUCGGAGGACGACUCCUUUGCGGAUCCGUACUUUGGGUUCGCUUCGCGGGUGCUGUUCCUGAUAUCGGAGACUAGUGCUCUCAACGCUGAUUUCGUCGAGGCCGGGCAGGCAUCUGGCGGAGAUCCCACUCAACCAUCCUUCUCAGACCGCGCUCGGGUUCUCGAGAGCGAAAUCCUCGCUUGGGGCUGUCCCUCAGAAGAUGAAGGCUCGCCAUACCUGACUCAACUGGGCGAGGCCUACCGUCACGCGGCACUCGUCUACCUGUACCGCACGAUCCGUCGGCACGUCCCCGGCUAUUCCGACGUUCUGGAGGCGAAGAUCCAGGGGUGCGUUGACAGGAUCUGCCACCUCGCCGAGGACAUGCCCGAGGGUUGCCUGGCCGAGUGCACGCUUGUCUUCCCGCUGUUCAUCGCGGGCGGGGAAGCGCGGGCCACGGCUCACGUCGAGGCCAUCCGAGACCGACUUGGGACGAUUGUGGGGUUGCGUAAGUUCCGGAACGUCGAGGCUUGCGUUGAUGUCCUCGACGAGGUGUGGAGGUUGCGGGUCUCUGGGUCGCGGAGUGCUGGCCGGGACCGGGUUGACUGGCUGGAUGUCGUCAAGCAUCGGGGGUGGAAGCUGGCUAUUACCUGA
Colletotrichum karsti is the source of this 2460-nucleotide messenger RNA. Its product is annotated as putative class III aminotransferase. The transcript has 5 exons. Gene Ontology annotation, molecular function: pyridoxal phosphate binding; transaminase activity. Bases 1 to 2460 code for a protein of 819 amino acids. The record is from RefSeq and is a predicted model, not a curated record. Gene Ontology annotation, cellular component: cytosol. Lineage: Eukaryota; Fungi; Ascomycota; Sordariomycetes; Glomerellales; Glomerellaceae.